This is a messenger RNA of Topomyia yanbarensis, 1185 nucleotides long. RefSeq lists its product as uncharacterized. NCBI's taxonomy places the organism in Eukaryota, Metazoa, Arthropoda, Insecta, Diptera, Culicidae. The transcript is spliced from 2 exons. The record is from RefSeq and is a predicted model, not a curated record. The coding region runs from base 1 to 1185 and encodes 394 amino acids.
AUGCUCUCAGGUGUAGAUGACGUGGAGGACGGAAAGAAGCUGAUACAGCAGCUGGUCGAGCUUCUGGAGUCAGCUAGGUUUUCACUACGGCUCGUGGGGCCAGUCAUUAUCCAAGCGAAAAUCUUCAUCCAAGAAUUGUGGAAGCAGGAGUGUUCUUGGGAUGAACCGCUGACUGCAGAGUUACAAGAGUAUUGGCACGAAUAUCGGAGAAAUCUAGCCGGUUUGGAUAGCCUCUCGGUCCUCCAGUGGGUUGGAAGUAUUAGCAGCAGUGCAGCUGUGGAAAUUCACGGAUUCUGUGACGCAUCCGAGUUAGCGUAUGGAGCCUGCGUGUAUAUUAGAACAGUUACAGAGGCUGGGUCCGUAGCUGUGCGGCUUUUGACGUCCAAGUCGCGGGUUGCUCCGCUUGAAAACCUAAAAAAGAAGAAGAAAAGACAGUCUAUACCCCGCUUGGAAUUAUCGUCAGCACUUUUGCUUGCUCAUUUGUACGAAAAGGUCGUACAGAGUCUUCGCAUUUCGGCAAAAUCGUUCUUUUGGACGGACUCGAUGAUCGUUAAGUGCUGGUUAUCAUCAUCGCCGUCAAGAUGGAAGCAGUUCGUCGCGAAUCGAGUUUCUGAGAUCCAGCACAUCACGAAAGACGGCACCUGGACACACGUCGCAGGUGUAGAAAAUCCAGCAGACAUAAUCUCUCGUGGGAUGACCCCAGCGCAGCUUCAGUACCAACAUGCUUGGUUUGACGGACCGCAUUGGCUGUUAUUGGAAGAAGCGUAUCGACCUGAUACCAAGGAGAUAUGGGAAGAAAACAUCGAGUCAGCAGAUUUGGAGGAAAAGACCACAACGUUGGUUCUCCAGUCAACCGCUCCCAGUGAGAUUUUCAAACUACGAUCGUCACUGUCGGAGCUAGUUCGUAUUACGGCUUACAUUCGCCGUUUCCGAUUCAACUCUCGAGCAGUCAAUCGCAACUGCAGAAGACACAGUCCUAUCACGACAUCAGAACUCGAUGAGGCACUACAAAUGCUAGUGUGGCUUGCUCAACAAGAAAGCUUUCCGCAGGAGCUUGCCGAUUUGUCCAAGCAACCCCACGUGCGAGAUUCGUCACGCAUUAUUUCAUUAAAGCCGAUUCUCAAAGAAGGCAUAUUGUGCGUCGGCGGCCGGUUACGGCAUGCAGCUGUGUCACCGAAUCACUAG